GCAUAGUGAUAAAGUGGUUAGCAUGUUAUGUUUUGUAUCUAAUGAAUUUACAGUUGCAUGAAUUUGACUAUUUUGCGCUACACUGCUUUUCAAAAUAUGUGAUCAGCUUACUGUUAUCAGUAUUAUAUUAAACAAGGACAAGGUGUUUUUCCAUUUGUUUUAGCAAUAUUUAACAUGGGAUAUUAGCGAUAAUACAGUGUUAAAGUUUUUCCAUUGUAACAAAUCUACCUAACCUCAUAUUUUUUUAUUGUGACUUUCCAGCAAAUUAAGAGUUGAUGGCAGUACUUAUUGCAAAUAUCUCUGUUUAGUUGUGGGUGGGUGAAACAUAAAGACACAUACAGUAUUUCAGAACAUUUUUUUCUGCUUUGCAAAUAAUUUAAAUGUUACCACACAGAGCAUGUUUUGUAUAUUAUAAAUGAAUACACACAUCUAGUGUUGAAUUAAACAGACAUUACGGCAAACACGAAGUCAUGGUUUACAGGAUAUCCCGUUGUGUUUUAUGGCGGGGCCGUGUUUAAUUAUUUACUGCACGGUAUUCAAGUCACAGGUGAGUCUAUUAACAACAACCUGAGCAGCCUCCUGCGCUUGUUCAGUCCAAGAUGUUCAACUCCGUGGCCUGGAUGAGUUAAGACCUGGAUGCUCUCCCAGGGUUUCAUUGACAGUUACACUAGUUUGGAUAUUAACAUGUCUGCAAUGAACAGUGAGGAGCUACAUCGGUCAACCUUGGGGAUUUACUCAAGCUUGAUGUAUGAGUUCAACCCCGGCUUGCAAAAACUUGUGUCACUAGGACACAGCUACAUCCGAGCUUUCCAAGCUCUGGCUGUAAGAAGUGAGGCUUACUUCACUGCACUUUCACAGAUCGGUGAGCAGGCCUGCCACUCCAUGUCCUCGCAUUCCAUAGGAGAUGUUCUGAUUGAGAUUGCUGAGAGCCAAAAGAAACUCACCAUGGAGCUCGAGGGAGUAUUCCAAUGGUUCACUGAAGACAUUCUUCAGGAGAUGGACAAUAAUGUUAGACUGGACAAAGAUUACAUAUCAGGCAGCAGAAAAGAAUAUGAGAUGAGUGUCCACAAUCAGGCAGCAACUAUGGACAGACAGCUAAGGCGUGGUGCUGCACAGGAUGGUGCUGAGAAUUUGCUGUUCCUCCGGGAAAGGCAUAGCGAGGCUCUAAAGGAGCAAGAGAGAAGAUAUCGCUUCCUGGCUGAGAAACACUGUGGCCUCAUCCAGUCCAUGUCCCGCCUCAUGAAUAAGAAUGGAGGUUCUCUCCAGCAGAAGACUGACUCCUGGAGAGAGGAGGUAAAUGCCACCAGAAGAUCGGAUGCCAUACGGCCACCUGGCCUGGAUAUCAAUGCACGGAUAAAACAUGAGAACUGGAAGAAGAGAGAAGAGCAGCCUCUCGGCAAAAUACCAUCAAGAGCCCCGUCCCCCCAGGGAAGCAUAUACCGCUCUACGGCUGAAUCAGUGGGGGGUGCAGGAAGGUCCUUGAGGGCCCGGGCGGCCCAUCAGCCUGUUGGCUCCAAUCCAACACUGCUGCACUUUGCCAGGGGAGAGAUGAUCACUGUGCUGGUCCAGCAGCCAAAAAACGGCUGGCUGUAUGGCCGUGCAGCUGGCAACAAUUCACGUCAGGGAUGGUUCCCGGCCUCCUAUGUAGAAGAAGUGGAUGACCUUCCUAUGCAAGAUGACUUGGGUUUCGCUAUCUGGGGAAGAAGCAACAGCAUUGUGAGUAGCCGCUUGGACACACCAGGAACAAACACGCCACCUCCGCCACCUCUGGUAUCGCAGUCCUCACAAAACUACUCUCAGAUGCAAACGGGCACAGCUGACAGGGGGACAGAGUCUCAUCCAGAAAAAAAGCGAUCCCAGGCACACAGCUCAAAACCAGAACUCUUCCCGAGGGGCACAAACCCAUUUGCAACAGUUAAGUUGAAACCUACAUCCACCAAUGACAGGUCAGCGCCUCGUCUUUUUCGCUAAUGUCAUUUUAUUUACAAAAUAAUGAAUUAUGUUUGAUGAUUCUCCAUUCUUGAUGUUGUUUCUUUUGCACCUGUUGAUGUUGUUUCUUUUGCACCUGUUUCUUUUUGCCAUAUUGUUCAAUCUACAAUCUGUUGAGAUUUUUAUGUUGGCAUUCUAGUUUUCUGGUGAGCAAAAAUGGUCUUGAUUAGUCAUUAUCCAAGUUCCUUUCAUGGGAUGCUUAAAUAGUACUAGAAUUCUGUCUCCGGCACUGUACUUAAAUGUUUUAAUUAUUAAGUAAUAAUGGAUAAAUAUGAACCAAUCCUGCGGAUCAAAACUACAUCACCGCUGUCCUAGCAACAAGUUUAGAUAUACAGGAAGUCCUCGAUUUACGAACGAGUUCCGUUCCUACGCUGGCGACGUAACCCGAAUUUCCGCGUAAGUCGCAUUUCACCGUUAAAGUCGAAAUUUGCGUCGAAAUACUUCUGUUACAGGUAUUGUCCCACAUGAUUGUGACAGCAAGCUCAGCGUGUGCGGGUGUGUGCUUCAAUGUGUGAGUGAGACGGGACUGUGAAGGACGAAGGAGUGCACGCAGGUGCGAGUGUGUACAGUGGCAAGUGUAGUGACGGCGACCGGGAAAGAGUAGCGAUUACUGGAGGACCCGUUGACGUUGAAUGUGCAGAAGAGCUAAUAAAGCCAUUAAGGCAGCAAAUCGGUACUUUGUGCCUUUAUUGUUGCCACCACCCAGCUCAGCUGUGCAACGAGAGAAGGGAGUUAACCCCGAGGAGGACAACCUCGGCCCUGGAGAAGGCCCUGGAGAAGGCAUCUCCCCUGCGUCUCCCGACUGCCUCAGGUGACCGUAGCAGGAAAGGUUAACACUUCGUAUUAAGUAACUCAAAUACAUUAAAAUAAAAAAAUAAGAUGCUAUACUUACCAUUACUGCUGAGAGUAUGAAAAAAGGAGGGCAAAAAAGGCAAAGAUACUCCUGGCACACAAACACAGACAAGCACUAUGCACUAGCUAAGCAGAAACACUAUGGUGCUGGGGACAAAAUGGCGGACGAGCCACGGGCGUCGUAAAGUCGAAACGUCAUAGGUCGAGUACGUAGUAACUCGAGGACUUCCUGUACGUCUUGGGGGAGUACAGUAUUUAACAGUUACACACAACACUUGCAAUCACUUUUCCCAAUCUUACAAAUUUCUGGGUUUUUGUUUUGUUUGUAGUGAGCAUUUGUCGUUGAAAUGGAAGGCCUUCAAAUAUAAGUUUUUACAAAUUCAGUCUCUUUGCUUGAUGUCAAGUAGCUUUCAGUUUUUUUGUUUUUUUUGUUUUCUUUAAUGUGUUCAAUACCAUUGCACUAUGGCUCUGCUUUGGGUUUCUUCACCAGUCUGUAUAUGUUCUCAACCAAUUAGUAAUUGGACAAAUAAAACUGUGCGAAAAGUUAAUGAAAGUUGUGAGACAUCUGUUGCCAUCUUAAAUAUCUCCACAGAUGGGAAUUUAAAAGUGGAGCGUAAUAAUUACAUCAUUUUUGUACAAUGGAAUAUAUUAACAACUGUGGCUUAGUCAUUAUGAGAAUGAAGUGUUACUAUUUCCCAAUAAAUGGUGCUCAUUGAAGAGCCAUUUAAACAUU
This is a messenger RNA of Phyllopteryx taeniolatus (common seadragon), 3574 nucleotides long. RefSeq names its product BAR/IMD domain containing adaptor protein 2 like 2a (gene baiap2l2a). The transcript has 14 exons. Bases 637 to 1971 code for a protein of 444 amino acids. The record is from RefSeq and is a predicted model, not a curated record. Gene Ontology annotation, cellular component: cytosol; nucleoplasm. Gene Ontology annotation, molecular function: protein binding. NCBI's taxonomy places the organism in Eukaryota, Metazoa, Chordata, Actinopteri, Syngnathiformes, Syngnathidae. Gene Ontology annotation, biological process: actin crosslink formation; positive regulation of actin filament polymerization; actin filament bundle assembly.